GGAAAGGGGGCGUGUCCUGAGGCGAGUCCCAGCUUGUCAUUGGAUGUCAUAUGAUUGACGUGCUGACGUGGGCGUGAGCGCUCAGGAAGUUUUAAUGACUCGUUGUGUUUAAGUCCCAGACCAUGAACUACGUGGGUCAGCUGGCAGAGACGGUGUUUGUGACUGUGAAGGAACUGUAUCGCGGUCUGAAUCCGGCCACGCUCACCGGCGGCAUCGACGUCAUCAUUGUUCGCCAGCCUGAUGGAAGCUACCAGUGCUCGCCAUUUCACGUGCGCUUUGGGAAACUCGGAGUCCUGCGGUCCAAAGAGAAAGUGGUGGAUAUUGAGAUCAAUGGAGAGCCCGUGAGCCUGCAUAUGAAGCUUGGAGAUAAUGGAGAGGCGUUCUUCGUGGAGGAGAACGAGGAUUUUGAGACGCGGGUUCCCGCUCAUCUCUGCACCUCUCCGAUCCCCACCGACGUCCCAGAAUUGUCCGAGGUGACCGAGUCUCCCUCCAGCGUCACAUCCUCCUCCAGUCGCCGCAAAAAACGCCGCAGGAAACGGGCGCGUUCGGACAUGCAUCUGCAUGAGGAGGCCAGUUCCUCCUCAGACGAGAAAGAAAGUCUAGAUCAGGAUCUCCUCAAGGAGGAGUCGCUUUUGGCCGCAAGUAAGUCUGUGUACUAUUCGAUGUCAGAAGAAACCUACGAGGAACCUACGAGCAGAGACGUUCAUCCUCACUCUGAUGGAGAGUGUUCUUUAAAUGAGAGUGUGUUCUUCAGUCGUCCCUCCUCUCCUAAGAGCGAUUCAGAGUUAUGUAAGGCGCAGGAGUCUCUAGGGCCUCAGAUGCAGUGGAACUGGGGCGCUUUUCCCAAGGUGUGUCAGGCAGAGAAGGAUGAAUCUGAUUCGCUGCGUGACCCGCCCUCCCCCAUCACGCCCUCUGACCACUCCCACUUCCGAACGAUCCAUCGACAAGCGUCCAUCGACUUGGACGGCACUGACUCCACAGCGACAGUGACAGUGGUGAGACCAGAACCUCAGAUAGGUACGACCAGCCCUGUUCUACCAGAUGACACUCAAGCAGUUGUUUCGUCUUCAAUCAACACACAACUGGACAUCAAGGUCACCAAAACGCAUGUAGUGACCUUUCAGUCCGUGGAUGACUCCUUCCCACAGGCGCUGGAAAACAAAGAGACCAAAGACUUAACCGUCGACACGGUUAGCAGCACAGACAAUGACACUCAGAUACAUAAUAUAACCAGCUCUACUAUCACAAUCAAUGGGACCAGUGCUGUCAAAAGUGCAGAUAGUUUACACACCAUAGUUAAUGUGGAAAGUCAAGAAACGUGUCAUGAAAACAAUGUCUCAGUCGCAUCCAAAAUCCAAACCGUCUCAUUUGGUGAGACUGAAUCAAAUGCGGUUUUAGAAGCAGAAACGGAGAUAAACUCAGCGGACGCAAUCACAGUUUUACCAAAACACCAAAGCUCCGUGGGAGACUCCGAGGAGGGGGCGGGAUUAGAGACUUCACUGACCAAUCAGAACGCUGAUGGUGCGGGAGUGACACCAGCUCUGGAGUCCAUCAUCAAAUCAGAGGAUCCAACAGUUCUUGAGUCCUCGAAAGCAACAGACUCUCAGGACAAGAGGAAAGUGAAGCGGAGUCAUCAUUUGGGACCAUCUGACAUCUAUCUAGACGACCUCUCCAGUCUUAACCCUGAAGUCGCUGCCCUCUAUUUUCCAAAGAGUGAGACAGAGUCGUCGAGCUCAACUCAUCGUCCGGAUCCGUCUCCUCCCUCGGGUCAGCUGUCGCCUCAGUCACUGGGCAGCACCAACGCAGACAGCGGCACGGAGUAUCUGUCCGACUCUACGACAGACACGCUGGACGUGACCAUGUCUCUGUGUGGAAGAGGAGACAUCAGUCAGAUCAGUAAAGAGAAGUUCACAGAGCAUCUUGUCAAAUAUCAAGACUUUGUCAACAACCCUGGAAUUAUUGAAGACCCAAACCUGGUCAUCUGCAUCAACUCAAAGUAUUAUAACUGGGCAGUGGCAGCUCCAAUGAUUCUGUCAGUUCAGGCUUUCCAGAAGACUUUACCUAAGAGCACUAUUGAGCAACUAGUCAAAGAUAAGAUGCCAAAAAAGUCUGGGCGCUGGUGGUUCUCCUGGAGGAGGAGAGAUAUGAACAAUGUUGCGGGAAGCCAGAAGCCUGGCACAGAGGGGAAUCAGCUUGAAGCGUCUGCCGCGAUCGCUGGAACCUCUUCACUGAAGAGUUCUGUUGAACUCUCAAGUGAUGAGGAUGGCUCUGUCUCCAUGAGGAAGAACAAUGAUGCAGUGAACACAGCGCAGUGCAUCAGUCAGAUGUACCGCAAAUCCCUCCGACUGACCUCUGAACAGAUCGAUAGUCUGAAUCUGCGCGAAGGAGCCAAUACGGUUGUGUUCAGUGUGACCACACAGUAUCAGGGCACCUGCCGCUGUGAAGCCACCAUUUACCUGUGGAACUACGAUGACAAAAUCAUCAUCUCAGACAUCGAUGGGACCAUCACUAAGUCGGAUGCUCUGGGGCACAUUUUACCACAGCUGGGGAAAGACUGGACUCAUCAUGGCAUCGCCAAACUAUAUCACAAAAUACAUCAGAAUGGUUACAAGUUCCUGUACUGUUCGGCUCGAGCCAUAGGCAUGGCAGACAUCACUAAGGGUUACUUGCAGUGGGUGAAUGAUCGAGGAACGGUUUUACCCAAAGGACCGGUGCUACUGGCUCCCAGCAGCUUGUUCUCAGCCUUUCACAGGGAGGUGAUUGAGAAGAAGCCGGAGGUGUUUAAGAUCGCCUGUCUCACUGAUAUCAAAGAGCUGUUCAGUUCUGUCAGACAGCCUUUUUACGCCGCCUUCGGCAACAGAACUAACGAUGCAUAUGCGUAUAAGGAAGUUGGUGUACCUGAGACUCACAUCUUCACUGUAAACCCCAAAGGAGAACUCAUACAAGAAAAGACCAAAGGAAACAAAUCCUCCUACUCUCAUCUCAGUGAGCUGGUGGAUCACUUCUUCCCCCUCAUCUGUAAAGAUCCCACCACAUCCUUCGACUGUCCUGAGUUCAGUCAUUUCUCAUACUGGAGGGAGCCGUUGCCUCCGCUGGAUCUCGCUGAUUUGAUGUAGAUGCAGCGUCCAUCUGGAUGGCUACUUCCACCGCUUCCACUCCACAUCAAUUAUCCGUUUAGUUCUACCUCUUUCUCAGCAUUUCUUCUCAUUUUCCCAUAAUGUUCAUAUGAGCCAAAUGCGUCUGUGCAUUUACGGCCAAACUUGCUGUAGCAUCAAAACUGGAGAAAAACGCACACGCACAACCCUGUGAAUCUACACAAUCACAUAUAUGACGAAUGUGCAAUGGUAAUGGUACAACACUAACACCAAGCAUCUCUUUCUUCAUCAGAAAUGCUCAGAGAAGCUCUUUUGACCCCACAGACGCAAACAAACCCAUUAAACUCAUCAGAGUGCCUUCAUAUAAGCCUGUGCACUGUGAUUAUAGUACUGGUGUGAGGUUCUCAUCAGUGUAUGUUCAUUUCAACUUCUCUUCCACAUAAUGGCCUUUGGUUUCUAGGGUUUUUAUUUGUUUUUUACAAUAAUUUUUUACAGUUGCUUUAUUUGAGUGGUUACUGUACUAGUGUGAGAUUUUUUUUUUUUAUUUUUUAUCAGCUGAUACUUUAUACAGCUGAACUGUAUUUUUAUUUAUUUUGAACAUUUAAAUUGAGCUAAAAAAAAAGACAGUCUGUAUGUAUUUGGCUUUCAUUUAUUGUAUUUAAAAGAACAUUGAAACAAUAAAAAAAAAUACUAAGUGA
Molecule: messenger RNA, 3793 nt
Organism: Labeo rohita (rohu)
Lineage: Eukaryota; Metazoa; Chordata; Actinopteri; Cypriniformes; Cyprinidae
Product: zgc:123305
Exons: 20
Coding region: 123-3116 (997 amino acids)
Biological process (GO): fatty acid catabolic process; cellular response to insulin stimulus; positive regulation of transcription by RNA polymerase II
Cellular component (GO): nucleus
Molecular function (GO): phosphatidate phosphatase activity; transcription coactivator activity
Source: RefSeq, a predicted model, not a curated record